Rhododendron vialii is the source of this 1141-nucleotide messenger RNA. Its product is annotated as cytokinin riboside 5'-monophosphate phosphoribohydrolase LOG8. The coding region runs from base 270 to 920 and encodes 216 amino acids. Gene Ontology annotation, biological process: cytokinin biosynthetic process. Gene Ontology annotation, molecular function: hydrolase activity, hydrolyzing N-glycosyl compounds. The transcript is spliced from 7 exons. Gene Ontology annotation, cellular component: cytosol; nucleus. The record is from RefSeq and is a predicted model, not a curated record. NCBI's taxonomy places the organism in Eukaryota, Viridiplantae, Streptophyta, Magnoliopsida, Ericales, Ericaceae.
AAGAAAGGCAAGGGAUCAUAUGGCCUCCUGUGUCUGCUUCGUCAGAGAAACAAUACACACAUGUAUGUAUAUGUAUCUCUCUAUAUCUAUAUAUACCCAAGACACUUCCGAAUUUGCUUGGCAUCAAUUGGGUUUAUUCAUCACUGCAAGAAAUACCCAGAUAGCCUUUUGUAACAGUUGUUUCGUUUAUCUCUAUCUCUCCUUGUGAUUUUUAUAUUUCAGAAUUAACAAUUGCAAAAGAGUACAAUUAUUCAAAAAAAUCUUUGAAAAUGGAAGGCAAUACAAGUGGUAAAUUCAAGAGGAUUUGUGUCUUCUGUGGGAGCAACUAUGGCCAUAGAGAAGUCUUCAGAAUCGCUGCUGCUGAGUUGGGGAAUGAACUGGUCGACAGGAAAAUAGAUUUGGUGUAUGGUGGAGGAAGUGUUGGGCUGAUGGGUUUUAUUUCCCAGAGAGUUUAUGAUGGAGGUUGCCAUGUUCUUGGGGUCAUUCCAAAAGCCCUUGUUCCUCUCGAGAUAUCUGGUGAAUCUGUUGGAGAAGUUAGAAUUGUUUCAGACAUGCAUGAGCGUAAAGCUGAAAUGGCUAGAGAAGCUGAUGCUUUUAUUGCUCUUCCAGGUGGAUAUGGAACUAUGGAAGAGCUUCUAGAGAUGAUAACAUGGUCGCAACUCGGAAUUCAUAAAAAACCGGUUGGUCUGCUAAAUGUCGAUGGGUACUAUAACUCUUUGCUUGCAUUAUUUGACAAUGGUGUUGAAGAAGGAUUCAUCAAGCCAAGUGCUCGACUCAUCAUCCUUUCCGCUCCAACUGCCAAAGAGCUUUUUGUAAAGAUGGAGCAAUACACUCCUUCCCAUGAUCAUGUUGCCCCUCAUGAAAGCUGGCAACAGAUGGAGCAACUGGGUAAAUACCCAAAGGAGCGAAACCCCCAAUGAGUAUCUUGUUGGUGGUAGGUCUAUUGCUUCAGUCAUUCCUGGUUUGAUUUGUCAUAGUUUUUGAGUUGUUUUUGAAAAUUUGGCUCAAAAUGGGGCCACUUGUAUGUUACUAUGUACUUUUGUUAUUCUUUGUGAUUUGAUUUCUAGUAGAAUCUGCCUUCAUGUUUUACAAGAAACAUUGGAAUAUAAUGGAAGUGGUUAAUCAACACUAUUCCCUAGUC